ACUAACAGAUGUCAUCCAAACCAAGAAUAUCUGGAAUCGAUUCCGUGUCCACAGGCGACAGACAGACCCCGAAAAGGAGUCAACGACAACACAGAAGUCACCAUAAAUACAGUGACAUCGAUGUCGAUGAGGGCGAGACAGUCGCUGAGGACACGAACGUCGAUAGAGUGACGACACCUCUGAAGCUGACCAUCAAAAUCGGUGGUCAAACGCUCGGCGAGAAGAGUGUUAACAAGUCGUCGAUACGAGCGCUGAGUUCAACGCCUAAUACCUCAGCAAAUGUGGCACCAAAUGAGGAUCAGUUGGAACUGUCGAUGAGUUUCGACGACGAAGAGGACGAUGAGGAGGAGGAGGCGGACGACUCCGUGCGCUCCGACGGCGUGGUGUCGGAGCCCGUGGAUGACGACGAGUGGUUGGACGCGCUCGAGGAGGGACGUGGUCUUCACGAAGUGGACGACGAGCUCAAGAGGAUUAGGGACCCGAAGCUCAUGACCGCGCGACAGGUAUUCACGCCAUUUGUUUGACGAAAAAGUUUUU
Messenger RNA from Oppiella nova, 537 nucleotides. Lineage: Eukaryota; Metazoa; Arthropoda; Arachnida; Sarcoptiformes; Oppiidae. The record is from the annotation of a GenBank genome assembly.